AUGAGCUCGAAGCGCAGAAGCGGCCAUGCAGGCGACCCCGACGACUUUCUAGCCACGCCUGAUCCCAAGCGACGCAAGCGGAGCGACUUGAAGAAGUCGCAAGACAAGAAUGGCCGCAACGUCGCAAUCCAUUUUCUGGACCUGCCCAGCAGGGCCGAUUACCCUGACUAUUAUCAGCAAAUUGCCAUGCCUCUCUCCCUCAACAUGAUCGAGCAGCGGCUGGAGAAUUAUGAAUAUGAAAACCUGGAGGCUCUGGAGUCAGACCUGAAGAGAAUGGUACAAAAUGCAAAGGACUAUAACAAUAGUCGAUCCUCAAUCUUCGAGGAUGCCGAGCGCAUACGCAAGGCUUUGUCCAAUUUCAUGCCAAAGCACAAUCCGGCGUAUUUGCGACAAGAUUAUCGUGCUUAUCCGACUCCGAUUCCACAAGACCUGCUUGAUCGGGUGCGACAGCAGUCCGUCUCAUCAGAGGGGACAAUGGCUCCAGAGAGGGUCAAGCUGGUCUUUCCCAAUCCUGCGGUGAGGCGACGCCAAAGUCAGGCAACGCCAUCCACUGACACCCUCACCGACACGAGGGAAGAUAUGAGGCAAGAACAGUUGAAGUUUCUGCGGGAACUGUCUGAACAAGACGAUGCAAUCAACUUUGAGGAAAAAGUCUCCAAAAAGGACUAUCCCGACUAUUACAGGUUGGUCAAGAAGCCGACGUCUAUAUCAGACGUGCGGGCGAUGGUAGAGAGGGAUACGAUCCAGGAUUGGGACGCGUUGGCAAAAGAAGUGCGACUCAUCUGGGACAACGCAAAAGAUUACAAUCAAGAAGGGUCCGACAUCUACCUGAUGGCAGAAAAACUCGAGGUCUGGUCGGAAUCCAAGAUGCAGUCACUUGGUGCUCAACCAAGACGCAAUCUCAAGCUUUCUUUGUCACAACCAAAACCAAAGGCUCUGCGACUGACAAUGGGUUCGUCUACGCCUACACCCAACGUGGUCGGUGGUACGAUCGACAGCGAGUCACUCCGACGACAGAAGGAAGAGAUGGGUCAAGCCUUGAGCAAAGCGCAGAGGGCAACUUCGAAGGUGGCACAAACCAAUGGUUCAACCCCAGUGCCAUCAAGCGCCGCUCCCAGCGUUCGUCGAAGCGCCUCACUGGCUACAACUACUGAGCAACCUGAUGCAAUCGCGAACGACGUCAAAGUCAACGGUAUCGCAAGCACACCCCAAGCUCAAGAAGCUGUGAAAGCCUCACAACCCCCUGUGCAAACCCCAGCACAGCAGCUGCCAACCCCUGUUCAAGAAGUCGACAUUGACCUCCCGAAUACACUGCCUCUCACAAAUGGAAACGGGCAUAUCGAGUCCUCUGUGCAGCAGCCAUCUAGCCCUACAGUGAGCACGAAUCCAUCGGCACCCAAUGACAAUUACUUGAAUCAAUCUGUGAUUCCCAUGGAGCGACGUUACCGUGACCCAGGCAGAGGCUGGUCCCACGCGUUACUCGCCUCUGUGACAUUCAUGACCAACCCUUCUUUACCGAAUGACCCACGCUGGAAACUGGUCCGUUACGGCUCGGCCACCAAGACCCAGACAAGUGGCUUCAUCGCUUUACCUGCACAUUACCGCGAUCUUCGCAUCAUCCCCUCGACCACUCCCGAACUAGCAAAUCGUCGCCGUCAUCGCAUUUUUUUCAUGCAUAACUCAACUGUUUACAAAGAGAGCAACAGUAAUCAUGUGGAAGGGGCUUUUGAGGUCAGGCUCGUUCCAGGAGAGAAUGUUCUUGUUGUGGAGGUGUUGGCAGAUCUGAGGGAGGGAGAGAAGAAGACGUAUGCACCCAGUCAAUUGCAAUUUGACUUUGAGAGGUGCACCUUGAUUGUACAUCUCAACACAGCCUAA
Molecule: messenger RNA, 1875 nt
Organism: Fonsecaea nubica
Lineage: Eukaryota; Fungi; Ascomycota; Eurotiomycetes; Chaetothyriales; Herpotrichiellaceae
Exons: 5
Coding region: 1-1875 (624 amino acids)
Biological process (GO): chromatin remodeling
Cellular component (GO): RSC-type complex
Molecular function (GO): protein binding
Source: RefSeq, a predicted model, not a curated record